AUGUGUCACCGAAUCGAACUCCUCCUAUCUCUCUUUCUAACGCUCGCCUCAUUGGCCUCGGUGGCUCGGUCAGUGGCCAUCACAUGCUCGACCACGACAAGUACCCUUGAGGAUCUUGUAGCGUGCUUCGAACGCUUGACGAUCCCUCGGGACUACUACACUUGCACGACUUACGCUAUCGCACAACCCCAAACUAGCCCUGUCAACGAGUUCACUGGAUGGACUGACGCCAUUACGCGCCUUCUCAACGCCGACGGCACCUGUGCACUUCCUCCGAACUCUCCCAUCAGCUCGUCGUACACCGUCUCGCGGUUCACCGACGCCAUCACUCGCGAUCCCUACUGCGUCCUACACGAGACAAACGCAGUAGUUAGCCCGACCCGCGGAACGCGCUUCGAGAAAGGGUGGGGCGUUUUCAUUGUCCCAGCGAACAAUGUCCCGUCAAUUCGGCCCCUCCAUUUCUCCGUCCCACACCCGUUAUUCGACACCGGCACUCCCGCUCAGGCCGCCAUCACGCUCAAGAGGACUGUUUCGAAGAGCCUCUUAAUUGAGGGUCGGCACAGGCAUGCCCUGAGCAGUGUUUCGGCGGGAGGAAGCUGUUUCGAAUCUUGCCAGGGGGCGGAGUACGAUCGGACGGAUGGCGCUCAUGAUAACCGUGAACCAUUCCAUCUUGCGAUGGUAGCCAUUCGCGCCUGGCAAAAUACGCACGGAGGAUGUCCUUUGACAAGGUGCUCGUAUAUCCAAUGGCAUGGAAAGAACGAUGCCACUUGUACCGCAGAUCAUGUCUUCCUCUCGAGUGGAUUUGACUCCGGCCCGCCCGCUGGGUCGUCCUCAGGCAACUGUUAUUCCGACCCAGAUUUACCUGUAAACCGAAUCAAGGCUCAACUCAACGGGUGGUUUCCCCCUCCUCGCUACCAUGCCACCCCAUCCGAUGAUCCCUCCUGCACGAAGCUUACUGCGACAGAUAAUAUAUUUGGUCGGCUGGUCAACGGCGUGCCCGAGGCGGACGUAUGUACAACACCUGCUACACGAUGUGGCGGGAGUGAUUAUGGACAGUUCGUCCACAUCGAGCAGGAUAGCGUGUCGAGGGACGAGGCGAAUUGGGGUCGAUGGGCGAACGUGAUAUUGGGAGCCUUUCCGUGA
Molecule: messenger RNA, 1143 nt
Organism: Cyclocybe aegerita
Lineage: Eukaryota; Fungi; Basidiomycota; Agaricomycetes; Agaricales; Hemipholiotaceae
Source: the annotation of a GenBank genome assembly